CCCACUCCUCCCCCACACUGCAGGAGCGAGAUUUUAAAAAUCACUGCCAGGCAGAACAAAGGAUCAGAAUAUUCCCUGCACCUAGAGCUGAGGUUCCAUCCUGCUGUAGAAAUUCCCCCUCCUCCCCUGGCCCAUGUGGCGGGAAUGUGAGCCUGCCUGCUUCAUAUUGCUUAAACCUGGGACUGCAACUUAAAAGGACGGCACCCUGAGUAGGCAACCUGUACUGGCUAUUCCUGGCUAACGGGAAAGUUGGAGUUGUUGCAGUGCAUUUGGAGAGUAUUCCUUGUACAGAUACCUGUUGUGAAAUAGGUUUCCUGGGCAAUAUAUAUUAUAGGGGAUGGAGAAGAGGAUAUGAGUACUGUACAUUGCAUCUCACAAGCAGGUAGAGGAAGCUGACGCUCUGUGCCAGGACCAGAAGGGAAGCACACAAUGCAGUGCAACCAGGAUAUGGACUAUUAUAUGAGCCUGUGCCUUGCCAUUAUUAGCGUUCUCUUCCUGAUCAGACAGUUCACUUAUCCUGCUGCUUAUGGAAAACACGUUGCCACUGGCAAGAAGCAAAAUGGUUUCAUGGUCCCAGCAAAGUAUGGCUGGUUUAUCCAAGAGUUACCCUCCUUCCUGGUGCCAGUUGUCGUUAUACUGUACAGACAGCAGUGCAACUCCCUGGGCUGCAAGAUGCUUUCAUUCAUGUUCUGCGGACACUAUUUCCAAAGGACUUUUAUCUAUUCUGCUUUCACAAGAGGAAGACCAUCUCCUCUACGCAUAGUUCUUAUGGCUGUUGUAUUCUGUACAUAUAAUGGAUUUCUACAAGGACACUGUCUGGUUUAUGUAGCUGAAUAUCCAAAGGACUGGUGUAUGGAUCUACGAUUUAUAUCAGGUGUGUUAAUAUUCUGUCUUGGAAUGGGGAUCAACAUUCACAGUGAUCAUAUUUUACGCAGAUUAAGAAAACCCAGCGAGGUUGCAUACAAAAUACCCCAAGGAGGAAUGUUUAAUUAUGUAUCUGGGGCAAAUUUCCUUGGUGAAAUUGUUGAAUGGUUUGGAUAUGCUAUUGCAACAUGGUCACUGCCAGGAUUUGCCUUUGCUUUUUUUACUCUGUGUUGCAUUGGCCCGAGGGCUUAUCAUCAUCACAAAUUUUACCUCCAAAGUUUUAAAGACUACCCACGAAAAAGGAAAGCCCUGAUUCCAUUUAUUUUCUAACUGAAUGAAAACGGGGAGAGAUUUUUUUUAAAUGUAAAGAAGGCAUUUUAGGAAAUUGCUCCAUGCUCAUCUUGGAAUUCUUAUUGCAUUUCUUCCAUGUGUUGGAUAAACACACUUCUAGCUGUAUAAAAAGAUAAAUGUCUUCCAAAUUACAUGUAUAUUUUUACUUAUAGCGUCACACACACAUAUAUAUAUAUAAUUUUUUUUUAAACUGAACGUUCUGCCACAUUUGGAUACAAUAUCAAACCAGUCAGACCUUUGGAAUAUGGUAGUAUAAUACAUGUUUGUGACUUUUCAAAUUGUACUUAAAGCACUGCUGAAACAUACGUAUGAUAUAAAGGGAUUGAGUCAGUAUCCUUUAACAGCUCCGUUUCAGAGAGUGCUUUAUUUUCCUGUCUAAAGCCCAUCUUUAGUUUGGAGUGCUGUCCCUAAAGAUGCAUUUUAAGCUUCCACAGUAGGCAAGAAGAGGCUUUGAUAGCCUGAAGUAAUAGUAUAAACAGCCCUGAUUUUACAUUUUCCAGAGAACCAGGGGAAUAAAUGGUGGAAAAAAACAAAAUUCAGGAAAAUUUUAAAUUCGGGUUUGAAUGCACAAGGUUCUGUUUUACAAUAAUGGCACAACAUAAGUAAUUUCAUAAGAUAAAAUAUUGUUUGUUAAAUAAUGCUGCUAAAAAAAAGGAAAACAGUAAGCAUUUUUAAAUGUAUCCCUAAGCUUUUAGAAUAAAUAUGUUUUAUUAUG
Molecule: messenger RNA, 1930 nt
Organism: Xenopus tropicalis (tropical clawed frog)
Lineage: Eukaryota; Metazoa; Chordata; Amphibia; Anura; Pipidae
Source: RefSeq, a predicted model, not a curated record